ACAUCGUCCGUUCUACCAACCUCUUUUGUUCACAGCCCGCUCUCGGUUACGGCUAAAAUACGGACAACGUGUAUCUAGCUAGUUACCGGGGAAUAACAUUCGAUAACAUAAAGCUAGUAAACGUCAUACAGUGCGUUGUUUUGGGGUACUGCCGACCGCUUUGAAACUAAGUGAAUGAAAGCCUUGCAGAACGUGAGCGACAUGAGUUCCGACGCUAAGCCCGAGCCUAAAAAAGGCAAAAUGGAGAAUGAAAGCAAAUAUCUCCCUGAGCUUCUGGCAGAAAAAGACAGCCUGGAUUCGUCAUUUACUCACGCAAUGAAACUGAUAUCUGCAGAGAUCGAAAGGAUUCAGAAAGGAGAGUCAAAGAAAGAGGCAGAAAGAGAAACGUACUUGGACCUGUUUACCACAAAGAACAUCAAGGUCAAAGAACGUGUGCUAAUUCCCGUCAAGCAGUACCCAAGGUUUAACUUCGUUGGUAAGAUUCUGGGACCCCAGGGGAACACGAUCAAGCGACUCCAGGAGGAAACAGGAGCAAAGAUAUCGGUGUUGGGCAAAGGUUCCAUGAGAGACAAGGUGAAGGAGGAAGAGCUGAGAAAGGGUGGUGAGCCCAAAUAUUAUCAUCUGGGCAUGGAACUGCAUGUCUUCAUAGAGGUGUUUGCCCCCAUACCUGAGGCAUACCUGCGCAUGGCUCAUGCCAUGGACGAAGUCAAAAAGUUCCUCAUCCCUCAGGACACCAUGGAUGGUAUCUGCCAGGAUCAGUUCAUGGAGAUUGGCUACCUAAAUGGAGGUCAGGACUCACAAUCCAGGGGAAGGGGGGGCCCCCCAGGCAGGGGCAGGGGAGCACCCCCACCCAACUCUGCAGGAGCCAGGGGGCGAGGAAUGCCACCUCGUGGAGGAGCCCCUCGUGGUGGAGCUUCCCGAGGGCCACCCAGGGGUGGGUCCACCAGAGGGGCUCCAGCUGGUCGGGGUGGACCCCCCUCCACACCCGCUAGAGGAGGCACAGCUCAACGUUCCAGACCCCCCGCACAAGGGACGCAAAGGAUGCUCCCGUCCCCAGCCCACUCCCACCAGCAGCACCAACAUCAGCACCAACAUGCGCCACCACCCAAGGCUGAGGCCUAUGAUGAAUAUCCUGCCUAUGAAGAAAGCUAUGCUGAGCCUGCAUAUGAAGGUUAUGACAGUUAUUACAGUCAACAACCUCCACAAGCGGAUACAGAGUACUAUGACUAUGGACAUGGAGAGGCUCAGGAGGCCUUUGAACCCUAUGCCCAGGACGAUUGGGAGGGUUCGUGGCCCACCACUGGAGGCAAAGCCCCUCCUGCAAGGCAGGAUAAGCGGGGGUCCUACAGAGAGCAUCCAUACGGAAGAUACUGAACGGCUCCGGUAGAGGGUUGCCCUGGCAACUGUCUCCUGUUGUAAAUCACUUUUAACUCUGAAGUAAUUUCCCUCUUUUUCUUUAAUUUUUUUAAAUUGUUUGAGAGCAGGAUAAUUGGAUGUAUCGCAUCGAGUGGGCAUAGCAAGCAAAUGCAAGGAUUUUGAUAAUACGUUUCAUUCAAUGUUUGUUUCCAAUGCAUCUUUGAGUUAAGAUCUAAUGUAAUGGUUGCUUGAAGAUUUAAAACAAAAAAACAAAAAAACUUGAUACCUUGUGUAGUUUAAUGUUCAAAAAUGUUAUUUCAGUUUGUCUGUCGUCAUGAGAGGAUUCAGUUGCAGACUCAUUUAGGCUGCAUUUCAAAAGUAUUUUUAGCUAAUAAACUUGAUCAAUGACAUCAAUGUAACAUCGGCAACUUAGAAUGAAUGGGGAAGAACCUAAAUAAAUUUCUGGACAAUUUUUUUGUAGAAUCUAAAAUCCCAUAGGUUCAAUUUUUUUAUUUUUUAUUAUGAGUUUUGAAAUCUAGCCUUAUUAGACACUGUUGAGACGGUCUGUCCUAAAAUCUCAGUCAUUUCAAUUUGACUUGAUUGUCUAGUACAUUCUGCUAUAGAUAUCUUUUGCGAUUGGCUUACUUUGGUCUACAUCUUAUUGGGCUGACUGAUGGAAAUUCUGGUGAAUUACUCUAUUUGUUGGUGUCCUACCAAGAUUUGGACAUGGUCCUCACAGGGUCUUUAUGUAAGGGAAAACUGCAGCCAACUCAAUAUUAUGUACAUAAACUAAGGACAAUUGUAUUGCUAUCUAAAGUUGUGCAGUCUCCAAAAUGCAUAGUGCUAUAUGUGUACUCUUGCCUAAAUAGGAUACUAAAUAUAUCCACAAAUGUUUUGCUGCAGUGCGUUGUAUCAAUAAAGCCUAAUUUGUUUUUGUUUUUUUAUCCAACUAAACCUGGUAUCUUGAUUUUGUUGUAUAGUAAUGCCUUCCACUAAUAAAACUGAUCCUCAUUUUGAGGUUCUUCACAAAACUCAAA
This is a messenger RNA of Salvelinus namaycush (lake trout), 2393 nucleotides long. Its product is annotated as KH domain-containing, RNA-binding, signal transduction-associated protein 1-like. The transcript has 9 exons. Gene Ontology annotation, cellular component: nucleus. Gene Ontology annotation, biological process: regulation of alternative mRNA splicing, via spliceosome. The record is from RefSeq and is a predicted model, not a curated record. Bases 175 to 1374 code for a protein of 399 amino acids. Lineage: Eukaryota; Metazoa; Chordata; Actinopteri; Salmoniformes; Salmonidae. Gene Ontology annotation, molecular function: mRNA binding; poly(A) binding.